This is a messenger RNA of Micropterus dolomieu (smallmouth bass), 1472 nucleotides long. RefSeq names its product serine/threonine-protein phosphatase 2A 56 kDa regulatory subunit gamma isoform. Gene Ontology annotation, cellular component: cytosol; nucleus; protein phosphatase type 2A complex. The record is from RefSeq and is a predicted model, not a curated record. Lineage: Eukaryota; Metazoa; Chordata; Actinopteri; Centrarchiformes; Centrarchidae. Gene Ontology annotation, biological process: protein dephosphorylation; signal transduction. Gene Ontology annotation, molecular function: protein phosphatase activator activity. The transcript is spliced from 12 exons. The coding region runs from base 150 to 1457 and encodes 435 amino acids.
CCCUCUUUGUGUCCCCAGAUGUGGCCCCUGCAGAGCAGGAGAAGCUCUUCAUCCAGAAGCUAAGACAGUGCUGCGUUCUCUUCGACUUCCUGUCCGACCCGCUGAGCGACCUAAAAUGGAAGGAAGUGAAGCGGGCGGCGCUGAGCGAAAUGGUGGAGUACAUCACCCACAACAGGAAUGUCAUCACAGAGCCCAUCUACCCGGAGGUGGUGCACAUGUUUGCGGUGAAUAUGUUCAGAACAUUGCCUCCUUCGUCAAACCCUACUGGCGCCGAGUUUGAUCCAGAGGAAGACGAGCCAACACUUGAAGCUGCAUGGCCACACCUCCAGCUUGUCUAUGAAUUUUUCCUUAGAUUUUUAGAAUCACCCGACUUUCAGCCUAACAUAGCGAAGAAAUACAUCGACCAGAAAUUUGUUAUGCAGCUCCUAGAACUUUUUGACAGCGAGGAUCCACGAGAGAGAGACUUCCUCAAAACUACCCUUCACAGGAUCUACGGAAAGUUCCUGGGGCUGAGAGCGUACAUCAGAAAACAGAUCAAUAACAUUUUCUAUAGGUUUAUCUAUGAGACAGAGCACCACAACGGUAUAGCUGAACUACUGGAAAUACUUGGAAGCAUAAUCAAUGGAUUUGCCUUACCACUAAAAGAAGAGCACAAGAUUUUCCUGUUAAAGGUUUUAUUGCCUCUGCACAAAGUCAAAUCACUCAGUGUCUACCAUCCACAGCUGGCCUACUGCGUGGUGCAGUUUUUAGAAAAGGACAGCACUCUAACUGAGCCGGUGGUAAUGGCUCUACUAAAGUACUGGCCAAAGACUCACAGUCCCAAGGAGGUGAUGUUCCUCAAUGAGUUGGAGGAGAUCCUGGACGUCAUCGAGCCCUCUGAGUUCGUUAAAGUGCAGGAGCCUCUCUUCAGACAGCUGGCCAAGUGUGUGUCCAGCCCGCACUUCCAGGUGGCGGAGAGAGCUCUCUACUACUGGAACAACGAGUACAUCAUGAGUCUGAUCAGCGACAACGCAGCAAAGAUUCUGCCGAUUAUGUUCCCCGCUCUAUACCGCAACUCUAAGACCCAUUGGAACAAGACUAUCCACGGCCUCAUCUACAAUGCUCUGAAGCUUUUCAUGGAGAUGAAUCAGAAGCUCUUUGAUGAUUGCACACAGCAGUUCAGGGCUGAGAAAAACAAAGAGAAGGCAAAGUCAAAAGAACGCGAAGAGGCUUGGAUCAAAAUCGAGAACCUUGCGAAGUCAAAUCCACAGUUCUCUAUGUAUGUUGAUUCCUCUGACCUCAAUAGUCCUGUAGCAAUGGAGACGGAUAUCCCUUUGAUAGAAGAUGUUCAGAGGUUAAAAAAGACAGUUGAGGAGGGCGCGACUCAGGUAAACCUGACUUUCUCUCUGUCUAUUAAUCUUACAAUCACUCUAUAUAUGAAUAGAUUUGUGUGUUAUCAAACAUGCAAAGUUUUCUAAUUGAAGCUACUUGCA